Molecule: messenger RNA, 1365 nt
Organism: Selaginella moellendorffii
Lineage: Eukaryota; Viridiplantae; Streptophyta; Lycopodiopsida; Selaginellales; Selaginellaceae
Product: translation initiation factor eIF-2B subunit gamma
Exons: 12
Coding region: 7-1257 (416 amino acids)
Biological process (GO): biosynthetic process; cytoplasmic translational initiation
Cellular component (GO): guanyl-nucleotide exchange factor complex; eukaryotic translation initiation factor 2B complex
Molecular function (GO): translation initiation factor activity; guanyl-nucleotide exchange factor activity
Source: RefSeq, a predicted model, not a curated record
ACUAGAAUGGGCGACGAGUAUCAAGUGGUGGUGGUCGCGGGAGGCAGCUCAAAGGAUCUCUUCCCUCUGGUGUCCAAGGAUGUCCCUAAAGCCUUGCUGCCCAUCGGCAACAGGCCCCUACUCUCCUAUGUCUUGGACCUUUUGGAGGAUAGCAAUCUCAACAACGUGAGCGUGGUGGUCGCGGGCCAUGAGUCCGGUGUUAGAGUCGGCAGCUGGAUAGCGGAGGCUUAUCACGAUCGCCUGCAAGUGGAGGUUUCCACGGUCUCGGAAGAAAGUGGGACAGCGGAUGCCCUUCGCAGCGUGGCUCAUCGGCUCAGUAGCGAGAAUGUCUUGGUUGUUAGCGGCGACAUGGUAUGCGAUGUACCACUGGGAGCCAUUGCAUCAUCUCACAAGAGGCAACGAGCAGGGCUGACUGCUCUUUUGUGUCCGCGCACUCCAGGCGAGGGAUGUGAGGCCAGUGCUGGCGGUGUAGGCACCAAAGAAAAGGCCAAACAACUGGCUGCUGCCGAUGUCAUUGGCCUCGACUCUGCCCGCCACCGUUUGCUCUACGUGGCUUCCGGCUCACAGCUAGGAAAGGAAGUUAAAGUUCCGCUGUGCUUGAUGAGAGAAGCUGGCCAGGUCGAACUUCAUACUGACCUUUUGGACGCGCACCUUUACGCCUUCAACAGAGAGCUUAUGCUCGAGGCACUGGAGAGAAACGAAAAAUUCAAAAGCAUAAAAAGGGACCUGGUUCCUCACAUUGUGCGAUCUCAGCUGAAACAUGGAAGGGUGGAGGGCACAUUAUCAUGCUCUGCUUAUGUAGCUGGAAAGGCUAGAUAUUGUGCGCGGGUAAACACUAUAGAAGCGUAUGGCGACAUAAACAGAGACGUUGCAGGAGACGCGAUAUACCUCACCGGAUACACGGUAUCUGGCAUGAACAACGUAAUUCACCCGAGUGCUCAAACGGGUGCCAAGACGGCUAUUGGACCGCAAUGUAUAAUUGGCGAAGGUUCGGAGCUUGGGGAGAAAUGCAGCGUCAAGAGAUCUGUUGUUGGACGCCACUGUAGAAUUGGAUCCAAUGUCAAGGUCAUUAACUCGGUUGUGAUGAAUCAUGUAACCCUGGAAGACGGAUGCUUGGUACAAAAUUCAGUGAUUUGCAGUAAUGUUUAUCUCCAAGAGCGUGUCACCCUCAAAGAUUGCCAGGUGGGCUGUGGCUACGUCAUUGGUGUGGGUGCCGAGCAUAGAAGCGAGGCAUUAGCAAAGAAGGAAAAGGUAUGACUGGUACUAGUAUUUCUUAGGCUAAAACUCUUCAAAAUGUUAAAUUCAAUAGCAAAAAGAGGAUGUUUGUAUAUUGCUUAUUCAAAAAUUAUACUUGUUCGCGCAACA